AUGAUCCUGCGGCCCAGCUCGAUCCCGCAACGGCGGCGCCUCCAAUACCUUGCAGUGGCGGUCCUUGUGGCUCUGUUUUUCUGGUGCUGGACGGGGUCGGACACCGUAGUGGGCCCAGGCGGCGCCGCAAAGUGGUCGGCCCAGCGCAAGCAACAGCAGCAUCAGCACCCCAUAGGGAAGGGGCCGCAAUACCAGCCUUUGAGCCAAACAAACGCCGCGGCGCUUACCACGGGCGACCACCCCAUCGACGCGCUGAUCCAGGCCGCCGAGAAGGAGUUCUCGGCCAAGCUGCAAGAGCAGUCGCUCUCGCUAGCGGAGGCGGCGGCGGCGUACCGGGAGCGGCGGGGCCGGCACCCGCCGCCGGGGUUCCGACAGUGGUAUGAGUUCGCGGCGGCGCACAAGGCAGUGGUGGUGGAGGAGUUCUGGGACCAGAUAUACGCGGACCUGGAGCCGCUGUGGUCGGUGCGGCCGGGGCGGCUGCGGCGCGACGCAGCCGACUUCGAGAUGCGCAUCGCCGUGCGCGCCGGCAAGGCGUCGACGACGAGCGAAUGGUUCUGGACCCAGAUCUGGCUGUCCAUGAUCCAGUCCAUCGAGCACCUGCUGCCCGACAUGGACCUCGCGCUCAACGCCAUGGACGAGCCCCGUAUCGUUGUCCCGUGGGAGAAGAUGCGCGACCACAUGGCCCAGGCCGCCAAGACGAAGAAGCUGCCUGACGACGUCGAGAGUGCCGUGUCCGUGUUUCAGAGGCUGCCGCCGCCGGGACAAGAACAGCCAGACCCGAACGAGAAGUCGCGGGAUCUGAAGUGGGAGGUAACAAAACCGUACUGGCUCGUAGUACGACGCGGCUGCGCACCGGGGAGCGCAGCGCGCGACGCCAAGCCGAUAACCGACUUUGACCGGACGCCGCAGAUCGCGAGCCCCUUCUCGCUCGCUCACAUGCGGCACGGCUUUGUGGCUAACUACACGCUGAGCACCGACUUCUGCCACCAGGCGGACCUGCAGGGCCUGAGCGGGAUGCUGGUCGAGCCCAUCUCGGUGUCGGCGACGGCCGAGCUGUUCCCGCUUUUUGGCGGCUCCAAGCUGGCCGUCAACAACGACAUCCUGCUGCCGGCCCCCAUCUACUGGAGCGGCGAGGAGAGAUUUACGGGCCAGGACGCCGCCGAUUUCCCCUGGGACAAGAAGCGAGACGCUGCUGUGUGGCGCGGCGUCGCCACGGGCGGCCGCAACACGGAGCAGAACUGGCGCGCGUUCCAGCGCCACCGCUUCGUGGCCAUGAGCAACGGCACACUCGUGACGCUCGCCGAGGAAAAGAAGGAGACCAAGUCGUCUUCGCAGGCAAGCGGGGCGACGGCCGAUUCGUCGGGCAACUUUGCCCUGCCACCGGCGGCCCAGCUCGGGCCGUGGGUGUCGUCGUGGGCGGACGUGGGGUUCACGGACCUGAUGUGCGGGUACGGGGGGCAGGAGCUCGGGCAGUGCAAUUAUACGGGGCGGUACUUUGGGGUGAUGCCCAGCGUCGACAUGGCGCAGCAGUUCACGUACAAGUACCUGCCCGAUGUGGACGGCAACAGCUUCAGCGGGCGGUACCGCGGGUUCCUGCGGUCGACGAGCCUGCCCGUCAAGGCGACGCUGUUCCGCGAGUGGCACGACAGCCGGCUCGUGGCCUGGAAGCACUUUGUGCCCAUGGACAACCGGUUUGGCGACUGGUACGCCAUCAUGGAGUACUUCCUCGGCGACGGUGAGCUUCUCGGCCACGACGCUGUGGCGCAGCGCAUCGCCGCGGCUGGCAAGGAGUGGGCCGACCGCGUCCUCCGGAAGGAGGACAUGCAGAUCUACGUGCUGCGGCUGCUGCUCGAGUAUGCGCGCGUCGUGGACGAGAGGCGCGAGAGUAUGGGCUGGGUGGACGACCUGGUGUCUGGUGCUCGUGGCCGCGGCAAGGCAUGAUAGCUGUGCCGCGACGAAUCUCACCAACCGGGUCUACUUUUCUCGGGCACGCUCCCUAACUAUUGGCUCAACAUUUUCUUUUCGUUUUGUGUUUCACGGAGUUUUGAUGCGGGAGCAGGAACGUUACACAUGGCGAGACGAGUG
Molecule: messenger RNA, 2085 nt
Organism: Lasiosphaeria miniovina
Lineage: Eukaryota; Fungi; Ascomycota; Sordariomycetes; Sordariales; Lasiosphaeriaceae
Exons: 4
Coding region: 1-1941 (646 amino acids)
Source: RefSeq, a predicted model, not a curated record